Molecule: messenger RNA, 4045 nt
Organism: Anopheles funestus (African malaria mosquito)
Lineage: Eukaryota; Metazoa; Arthropoda; Insecta; Diptera; Culicidae
Gene: Rhau
Product: ATP-dependent DNA/RNA helicase DHX36
Exons: 5
Coding region: 219-3392 (1057 amino acids)
Cellular component (GO): intracellular anatomical structure; nucleus; cytoplasm
Molecular function (GO): ATP binding; DNA helicase activity; G-quadruplex RNA binding
Source: RefSeq, a predicted model, not a curated record
UAGCAUUUAUCUUUGUAAGCUACUAUAAGCAUCGGUAUAGUACGUUAAAGCAUGAUAAAAUAGCUAAAUUAACUGACAAAGGAAGGUGUUGUGCGUAGGGCACGGCAUGACAUCCGUACAGCUUAUCACAACAACCCACAAAUCAUAACAACAUCUUCAAAACCCGGCAAAUUUUCGUAGAGUCCCCUUAAUCGUGCUAUUUACUUUGCAGUUUGGCAAUGUCGGACGAAGAGGACUCACUAGAAGAGAAACUGCGUAAAUUUCGUUUGUGGAAGGAAGCUUCAUCGGAGGGCAGCGCUGCUUUCAACAUAAACGAAUCGGCUGAAACUAGCCGCUCUAACAACUAUAACCAGGAUAAAUCAAACCAAAGCAUGAACAGAGGAUCUCAAGAAAAACCUCCUUCCCACCUGAAGGGACGUGAGCUGGGAAUGUACUACCGGAAUAAGGCACGGCGAACCAAGCAGCAAAGCUCACAAGAUCCGGACAGUAACGAUGGUCAUUGGCGCAACGAACGUCACAAAGGUUUGCAGCGUCGCAAAGCUCAGGAGCGGUCCAGUUACGAAGCGAACGAACCAGGCAGCUCGAAUCGAUUCCGCCGCUUUCAGGACCAACGCGACAUCAAUCUAGAGGAGCAAGCGGAAGCACCACCGGCUGGUUUGCGUGGCCGAGAACUUGGCCUUUUUUAUCGCGAUCGGCAAACGGCCAAAACGAAGCAGCGCGAAAAACGCAAUGCGGUGGAUAUUACCCUGCCUCGCUGGCAAAUACAGGAGAUUCGAACCAAUUUGCAGAUAAACCAAGGUUUCGAACAGAGCGACAUUUAUCGGGAGUUUAUCGAGAAUGAAAACAUCCGGUCAGUGUUUAAGAAUGAGUAUCUGCGUGUGAUCAGCAAAACGCUGACCGAAACACUGCGUGAAGAAAGGGCCAAAAUGGAUCAAAAUUUAUCUUCCGGGGAAGCGUGUGGGUCGUUCGUGACGGAUGAUCGUUUGCACGAUGAGAAAUGCCGAAUGGAUUCAGCGACAAUGCUAGAUAAAUUUCGACGAUCUUUACCAGCGUAUCAGCAACGCAAUACCAUCCUCGACAUGGUUGAACAACAUCAGGUGAUUUUGAUAAAAGGUGGUACGGGCUGUGGAAAAACCACCCAGGUACCGCAGUACAUUCUAGAGCAAGCUUCAUCCCGUGGUCGUGCUGCCAGUUGUCGGAUACUUUGCACACAGCCCCGCCGGAUAUCUGCCAUAAUGCUUGCACGUCGAGUGGCGGACGAACGGAAGGAAAAUCUAGGCCACUCCGUUGGCUACCAAAUACGGUUGGAAGCGGUACGACCCAGCACUGCUGGUGGUAGCAUCCUAUUUUGCACUACGGGCAUUGUGUUAACUUUAAUGCAAUCGGACCCAUUGCUUCGCGAGUACUCACACCUUGUGCUGGACGAGAUACAUGAGCGAGACGUCACGACGGAUGUACUGCUGGCCAUCAUUCGUAUGGUGUGUUCGUGCCGGAAAGAUUUGCGUGUGAUUCUCAUGAGUGCUACACUGACAGCUGACACGUUUUCGCGCUACUUCAACAACUGUCCGAUGGUGGAAAUCCAUGGCAUUACCUACCCGGUUCGUGAGCACUUUCUUGAGGAUGUAUUGCGAGAUUUAAAGUAUUACUCUUUUGACGACAAAAUGGCAUCGGGACGUAUGCGGAACCAGUCCCAACAGCAGCAGCAGGAAUCUUUUAAUGCGAUAAUGAAACCAUACUGCGAAGAGAUCCGCCAUCGCUAUCCGGCGCCUGUCCUUCGUGCGCUUCAAAAUCCGGGAAGCGAAAACAACCAGAAUGAGCUGAUAGUGGAGCUACUGUACUACAUCACCUGUUCGCAACCGCCAGGAGCGAUUUUAGUCUUUCUGCCCAGUUUGGCACAAAUUUCAGACAUCAACAAAAUGAUUCGCAAACAUCGUAUGCUUUCGCAGGAACGGUUGCUGGUGUAUCCCUUACACUCGCAUCUACCCACGCGGGAUCAAACGAUGGUUUUUGGCCGUCCGCCGGAUUGCGUUCGUAAAAUUAUUCUCGCGACUAACAUCGCGGAAACGUCCAUCACGAUCGACGACAUCGUGUACGUGGUGAAUGCGGGUCGUCACAAGCUAAACCGGUACGAAAAUGGUAUAUCAGUGUUGCGUGACGAAUGGAUCUCGAUUUCGAACGAAAUUCAACGCACGGGACGUGCCGGACGUGUGCAGGAAGGUGUCUGCUACCAUCUGUACAGUCGUGGCCGUAGGUGCACAUUUCUGGACAACGUUCCACCGGAAAUAACACGCGUCGCGCUGGAUGAAGUUAUACUGCAAACCAAAAUUCUGCAGCUCGGUAAUACGCGCGCAUUCAUGGAACAUCUGCUUGACAAACCGACCGAUGACGUGAUCGAGGAAUCGCUUCAGCUACUAAACCGGCUCAAUGCGAUCGACAACGAAGAGAAGCUAACACCGCUCGGUUACCAUCUGGCACGGUUACCGAUGGAUCCACGCACCGGGAAAAUGGUCCUGCUAGCAAGCAUCUUCAGCUGCAUCGAUCCAAUCACGUCGAUUGCGGCUAGUCUUACGUUUAAGAACGCGUUCUGUAAACCGUUCGGCAGGGAAAAGGAAGUCGAUCGUAUAAAGCGCAACUUUGCGCAAGAUUCUGCCAGCGAUCACAUCAUGCUGGCGAACGUAAUUGCCGAGUGGCGCCGGCAGUCAAAUAAAGACGGAUUUUGUGGCAAAAAUUUCCUAAACGGAGCGACACUGCAGCAGCUUUCCAACAUGAAGGGUCAGUUUUGCGAAUAUUUGCACGCGGCCAAGUUUGUCGCUGCAUCGCACGCGGACUCCAGGCCGAACAAUCUGCAUUCGGAUAAUAUAGAGCUGCUGCGAGCGAUCGUCGGUGCCGGCCUGUACCCGAAUGUAGCAUUCAUCCGUAGGGUGAUCCGAUCGCGCAACAGCCCGGAUGGUAGGGCGAUCCUUAACAUCGAGAACCAAGGGCGGGCGGAAAUUCAUCCAGGAUCGGUUAAUGGCAACAGAGGAAUCUUUCAUUCGAAUUUUGUCGUUUACUACGACAUGAUGAAGCUUUCUUCGCUAACCAUCUUCGACACGACCAUUGUGAACCCAUUCCCAUUGCUAUUCUUCGGAGAUAAUCAUGUGGAAACGAUAGACGGUCGCGAAAUGAUCUCAAUUGCCGGACAUUACUGCUUAAAGUGUGAUAAAGAAACAUACGACCUGAUACAGGAUCUACGUGCGGGGUUUAAUUUGUUCCUGCAGAAACAUAUCUGCAACCCUUCACCGGUCGAUUGGACCUCUCGAGAAGGCGAGCUGUUAAGAUCCAUCAUUAAGCUUAUCACAAUGGAUGGGAAGUACGAGGAUGGGUUCGACGAUGACGAUGAUGCGGAAGGAUAGUGCACAUCGAAUAGAAUGCUGCAGCGAUGAGGCUUAAACAGCGUUACCGAAAUAGUCCCUAAGCUAGAUGAUGCUAGCGAGAAUAUUCCCCUUUUUUGCCCCGAAAAACACAAAUAUACUUUCUUCCAAUUUCCACCAUUUGCAAAAGACCGUGACGGGGAAAAUCCCCGGUUGGAUUUAGCAGGCGGACGAUUAAAGUGCGUUCCCCUUCGUUUUGCGGAAUCGCCCCCCCCGGAUUGGACUGAUUCCAGCAGCAGUAAAAUAGUUGACUAUUGGGUUUUUAAAGUAGAGCAGCAGAAGGAGACCCAUUUCCAUGUGGAUGCGGAUUAGUUGUGGUCGUUCUAGACUUUCCUUCGUUACAAGCACAAGCACACGUCUAGACUCAUUUUUUUCGUUCCAGUUUUGAAUUCUGUAUCGCUUCUGCGUAUUUCCUUUGGAGAAGGCGACCACUUUCUUUAAUGAGUUUUUGUUUUAAAUUUAAUUCUAUUUUUGGGGGAACAAACAACAUUAGUUAUUGUAUUGAAAUAAUGGGCCAAUAAACAGCAACUACAAACUAAAUUGCUCCUUUCGGACAUCAUGACGUCAGACUUUCAUUCAGAAAAAACCCACAAUCAAUUGGAUGGAUGAUAUGAAUUAAUUUGUCCCAUUUCCUU